UUAAAAUAAGGUAGUCAAUUCGCAUAUAAACAUUGGCUGAAUCUUUUGCUCCUUUUCAGCCUCAGAAUAAUGAUUGCUUUAUAAACUAAAACCCUGUUAAAGAAGGAGGAAUAAAAAGGAUUCAUUAUUAAUCUAAAAACCUAAUAAAGAAGAAGAGGGAUUCAUUAUUUUAAAAAAUCAUGGUUACAACAGAAGAUAUUAUUGAAGAGAAGGAGGAGAAAAAGGCUCCAGUCUUCAAAAAUCCAGAAUUCCAGCAUACUGCAUUCCGUAGCAGCAAAAAAAGAGGAUGGAAGAACUUGAAACAGAUUAUAGCUCUGGAAAGGGGCUACACCUGGCCUCAUGAUGCUGUUCACUAUAGCAGCAUUGAUGCCCCUCCUGCCUUUACACCAGCCAAAAAAUAUUCAGAUGUGUCUGGAUUACCUGCCAACUACACUGACCCACUAACAAAACUGAGAUAUGCAGAUUCUUCAGAAUUUUAUAGGGUCCGUGAUCUACCAAUGGACAUUGUUAAUGGUCUAUUAGAGUUGAGAAAAGCUAAUAGUAUAGUUGGAUGAUUGAUGAUUAUUGUACACAUGUGUUUGGUCAAAAUCAUUUAUAGUGCUUUUUUUUACAUUGUAAUUUUAUAUAGCA
Molecule: messenger RNA, 630 nt
Organism: Penaeus monodon (black tiger shrimp)
Lineage: Eukaryota; Metazoa; Arthropoda; Malacostraca; Decapoda; Penaeidae
Product: INO80 complex subunit C-like
Exons: 4
Coding region: 180-554 (124 amino acids)
Biological process (GO): chromatin remodeling
Cellular component (GO): Ino80 complex
Source: RefSeq, a predicted model, not a curated record